AGAGAGGUAGAGAAAGAGAGGGAAUGAACGAGACACCCAAGAGAGAGAGAGAGAGAGAGAGAGAAAGAGGGAUAUAUUGUGUAUAUAUGUGUGAGAGAGAAAGAGAGAUAAAAAAAAAAGAAAUAGAGAGCGUGGAACUGGUGUGUUUUGUGUGACUGGCGCCCCCCCUGUGGCGUGUGUUGUAAUGUGCAUGUGUUUGAAUUGCACGCCACCUCUCUAACCCCCCUCUCCCCCUGAACCGAGUCUUCAACGUCUGGCUAGCAUUUUGAAACUACCUGCGUGCACUCUUACCAUACAGAUAAUAGAUCUAGGUGUUUUUUUUUUUCCUUCUAUCUUUUAUUACCUGUCGGCAUACAGGUAAAUCUUGUUCAAUGUGUAGCAUUGAACGUGUGUGGAUCAAUCUGUCAAAACAAUGCGAGUCUUAAUAAACAUUUAAUAAAAACAAAACAACAACAAAAUAAUUAUAUAUUUAUUUUAAAAAAUUCACGCGUUUCUUUCAGAAAGAAUAAAUUGUGCAACUCUUCAAAGAAAAAAAAAAAAAGAAGGGAGAUAAUUCCUUCUGGUCAUCUUGUCAUUGAGGGUGAACAGGUUCAUGAAUAAUAGUCGAUAGGUCUAUAAUUCCUGUGUUCGAGAAUGGAUUUAGUGCUGCCAAUCAUCCAUGUUUAGUUUGUUUCCAACGUGUUUCAUUUCUGUCUCUGUGAUUGGUGAAUGCUGGAGUACUUUCUAAACGUUACACUAGAUGUGCAUUCUAGACGUGUGCCCAGUGCCGGCUUUAGAUUUGCAGAGUGUGUGAAUAAUGUUUUUUGAAGCAAUGACUUGGAGACACAAGGUCACUGCUAAACAAAACUUGUGAUCGUGGAACGAGAUUUUAAUCAGUUGCUCAGUAAAACUUACAAAACCAACGACUAUUUAAACAAAAAAAAAAAGCAAAGAAAAAUUUUUCUUUGGUAGAGAAAAAAAAAAUACAGGCGAGUGUAAAACAAGAUGAUGGAUAUAUUAUGAAGCCAUGCUAGCAACGAUGUAGCGGCUACGACUCUACUCGGAAAUUUGUGUUCCGUUCCCGUGGUUGCCAAGGAAACCCGAUUGAAUGUUCCGGCCGAAGGAUAGAUAUUCGGGUGUGCCGUAUCUGAACGAAUGGAUUCUAUAUCAGCAAGGCGGAGCCAGUGACAUGACAACACCGGGGGCAGCUGCCUCUGCUGCUGAGCCCCACCAGCCGUCCAGAUGCCAGUGGUUGAACGACCAGGAGUCACACUUCCACCAUGCCCGACGUUUCCAGACGUCACCCUUAAGUUAUUUUAAGUGGACGAAGGGAGACAACCCACAUGAUCAUGGUCUUGGUCUGGGAGGUCAUGAUGGCCUGCACCACGGGCUCAGCGUCAACGACCACAUUCAGCGGAACAGCAGCGGAGGCGGCGCCGGGGGAGGCGGUAACGGGGGCAGCAUCGGAGGAGGGGGUGGGGGUGGCGGGGGCAUCAACUACGCUCGCACCACCAGCACGGGGAGCAUGAGCGGUCCCCCCACCCCCACGAAUGGCCCCGGCGGCCCGAACACGCCCCUGGUGGUGCCCCAGCCCGUCAAGCCCCCAAGCCGUACCGGUACGAAGACGUACCAAUGCAAGAUAUGUGAUCAAGUUUUCACCACCAAGUCAGAUAUGUUGAUUCACUGCCAACAGAUCCACAAGCAGGACCCGAAACCUUACAAAUGUCCGACCUGCUCGAAAAGCUUUGCUAACUCGUCCUAUCUCUCCCAGCACGCACGCAUCCACUCUGGGCUCAAACCUUACAAGUGUGAGAUUUGUGAGCGCAAAUUUACUCAGCUAAGCCACCUCCAGCAACACAUACGUACCCACACCGGCGAGAAGCCGUACAAGUGUAUGCACCCAGACUGUCCCCUGAAAUUUUCCCAACUGAGUCACCUGAAGCAACAUUUUCGCUCCCACACGGGGGAAAAACCCUACAAGUGUCUGUUCAUGGACUGCCCCUUGAAAUUUGCCCAACUGAGUCACAUGAAGCAGCACUAUCGCUCACACACGGGCGAGAAACCCUACAAGUGCAUGCACCAGGACUGCCCCUUGAAAUUUGCCCAACUGAGUCACAUGAAGCAGCACUAUCGCUCACACACGGGCGAAAAACCCUACCAGUGCAUGUACCAGGACUGCGUACAAAAAUUUGCCCAGCUCAGCCACCUCCAGCAACACACUCGCUUACAUACUGGCGAGCGACCCUACAAGUGUACACACCCCGGGUGCGGUAAAGCUUUUUCACAGCUGUCUAAUUUGCAAUCUCACUCACGCUCACACAUGACGGACAAGCCGUUCCGAUGCAAUUCAUGUUAUAAAUGCUACGCAGAUGAGCAGUCACUGCGGGAGCAUAUACCAAAACAUUCAGACACCAAACAUCUUAAGACACACAUCUGUCAUAUAUGUGGAAAAUCAUAUACACAAGAAACAUACCUGACACGUCACAUGACCAAGCACUCCCAAGAAAAUGUACCCAAGAUAAUGACACGGCCUAUCAAACAGGAGCCAAUGGACUUGGUGGACCGUGACUUCAUCGGGGCUCGUCUGCCCGAUAGGUCCACGCCCUCUGACCUUAGCAUGAAUCCAGGUGGAGCCACAUCAUGCAGCAAAGGGAGUGCCCCCUCGUCCGCCUUCAUGCCAUUGUCUCCUUUUGCAGCCAACACUGUGAGUUCUUCCUCCGGCCCAGGCUACCAUUAUAGCCCAGGCCUAAGUCACAACAGCUUGAGCUCUCCACUACCCCAUAUCUCUUCCAUGGCAUCACCACGCUACUUCCCGUAUGACCCCAUCGCAUUCGGGAGAAAGUCAGACGGCCAGGAGCGCAACCUGAACAUGGCUGGCGUACCCAGAGAGUCAAUGAUCGCCAACUCUCUUCUGAGCUUGCAGCAUAUCAAGAACUAUGCUUCCCAGCAGAUGCCCAGCUUCACGCCAACCCCAGGUGCCGGCUCACGAUUGGCUUAGUCUUCGCUUGACAUCGACUGAAGGCUUCACCCUAGCUUUGAUCUCAAACCCCCCACACGCACUUAACAAUCAAGGAGAAGAAUUGUUGAUGGCUGACCUACAUCUGCAGUAUUCAAAUUAUUUCCUCUUUUUUGUUUUCUCUACGAAUUGAACAUUUUUAUUUAUGUUUCAAACCAGUUGAUAAGAAAAACAACAGAAACCUUUAGGCUGUAAUUAACUAAUUACUGACAAACUAAAACCUUUAAAGUUAUGCAACAAAUGUUUUGAAUGUUCACAAUACAAAAAUCUUGAACUAUGAAGUAGUUACAUUUGAAAGAGACCACUUAGAAAUUGAUAUCCUAGCCCAACGUUACACUACAAACAUAUUGUUAAGUGCCUGAUUACUCUAUGCGGGACCACACAUCACUGCAUUGUAUAUUGCUACAGGCCCUGGUACCCUACAUCCAUGUUGAGAAAAUUCAUUGGUCUAGAGCUGAAAAAGAGGGUGCCUAGUUGAAAGCAACCGUGCUCUAGCUCUGUGUCGCAUGACUAAUGCCUGUCCAACAGCAUGUAAGCACAUCAAACGUGAAUGGUGUUUUGCUUAAGUUUUCUACUUGGGAAUGUAGACUUAAGCCAAUGCAUAGCCGCACUAUUAGAAGAGUGAUAUAACACACACACACAUCCUGACCCUUCUAAUAAUCUUGUUCCUCUACAACUUUUUUUUUUGGUUCUCUUUGUUGACUUACAAAAAAUAUUAUUACAUAAAUCUCUUUAGAUAUACUUUAAAUAUAUUUAAUUUAUUUUUUUAUUGAAAAAAUCAGAAUAUUUACUUAAAACAUGAUCACAUUUCAUACUUAGGACAACAAAAAGCUAGCAGAACAUAUUUUAGGGAGGUUUUGUUUUUUUUAUCUUGUAAAUUUCUCUUCCAGGCUUUAAAUUUUUUUUCUUUUCGUUUAACAAGUUUGAUACCUUGCCUUGAAGGCUACCACAAACUUAACAGUCUCUAGUGAUGUAGCUGGUAAUCUACAAGUCUGUAGAAUACAUCUUCUCCCAUCAGACCAAUGCAAGCUGCAUAGAUUCAUGCCAUGUAUACAGUUCUUUUCACUAAUUUAUUCUCUUGUUCAUAAUUGUCUUUUUAAUUGUAGAUAAUUGACCAAAUGCUCACUAUACAAGGAGAAAGAAAUACAACAAUUUUUUUUUUAUUUGAUCAAAACAGAUGACAAUUUGUUUCAUAUAAACAUUAAUCCACCCUGCUGUGUAUAUUUUGUUACAAAUGAUAUGCUAUUAUCAAAUAGAAACACAAAGUAUUUAAUAAAAGGAGCAGAAAAACAUCUUUUGUACAAAAAAUAAAUAAUUUUUUUUUGUUUUGGUUUGAAUUUCUUCGAUUGUACAGUAACAUGUAAGUUAUUUUUCAUUUUGUUCUGUCAUGAUUACCAGACAUCUAGAAAUACAUCCACGAGUAGGUUUUGUGCAUACAGACAUUAAAAGUAGAACUUUUGGUUCAUUCGUUUUGAUUUGCUCUUAAAUUGUGAGAUUUUUUUUAUUUUUUUUUGCCGUAUAUGUAGAAAUAGAGUCAAGUUGAAGCUACUUUAGUAUUAAAUUACCCCAGUUUAUUGUUCUAUUAAAGUAAUCUUACCGUUGCUCUCAAAUACAAUUAAUUUUUGCUUUACUCAUUUAUUUGAGAUAUAUACUGGUCUAAGCAAGAGUAAAAGGCAAUGUGAGCAGGCAAUAUUUUUGGGCUAACACUUCAAACAUGAAGCUAUGACAAGUACCUUUCAAGGGCUUUUCAUCAUAAAAACAAUCUUUGUAACAACAAAAUGUUUAUACAAUAAAUAGAAAAUUUAUUUUACAAUACCCAGAACGUCUAAAAUUUUUGAUGAAAAAAAAUUAUUUUUUUAUUUGUAAGCUUAUGUCAUCUAGAAGAUAAAUUAGGCCAGCACUGCUCUUGAUUUACUUUGUCUGUAAAUGUUUAUUUCUUUGUUAGUCACACUAUGAGGUUUGAAAAAGGGUGUUAUUCCAGUGUGGGGGUGUUAGGUGGUCAAAUGUCCAGAGGUCCAGUCUUGUAAGGAAGACAAAGCCAUGUGAUAGACAGUUCAGCUGAUGAAGCACUUUUUGCUUAGCCAAUUUUGUAAAAAAAAAAAAAAAUAUUAAAUUGCGAGUUAACUAUGGAAGAAUAUAAGGUAAGGAUGCUAAGUGAAUCCUUCCAGUGUGUUAGCUGCAGGAGAGGAAUCCUGGGUAAACCCUCAUGUGUCUACGUCCCGCGAUGACGAGCACGAAAAACACUAUUUUCAAAAUAGCGUCCUUUGGCCUCAGUUUCCCUAGCCAGUCCAUGACAUGUAGGGUUAGGGUUUGAUCCUCAGCUAACACAUUGAAAGUACUGUUAUUUAUCUGAUGAGCACCGCACUGGUGCCAGAUAAUUCUACUGACGUUUGAGUGUUUAUUAUGGGAUUAUCUCUUCAGUGUAAACAUUGAUACCAUUAUAAAAACUUGCCUGUUAAGAUGCAAGCAUGUUUGAUUUCUUUACUAGUUCAUGUCAUAAAAUGAAUGUAACACUACAAAAUGUACACUAUUAUACUGGAGACAGGACGAGUUGCAAAGAUGGGCAGGAGGUUUUAAUUAUGUUUUUUAAGGGUUUUAUUACUGCUUGUGAUUCUUAUUUGAUAUUAAUAAUGGAAGUCUAGCAUUUUGAUAUUUUGAUUGUGAAUUAUUUGUCAGGACAAAUAAUAAAUCUUGUUUUGGAUGCUUUAUGCCAGCAUGUACGAUAAACUGUUUUAAAGUUUAUAAAUUAUAAUAAUUAAAAAAAAAAAACUUUGUCCAACGACAUUUUUAUAUAUGUAAGUUACUAGCACGGCAUUUCUCCAAUCCUAACGUUCAACUCCAUUCUAUUCUGUGUUAAUCAUUGUCAUCUUUUUUAAAACCUUUUUUUUUUUAAGUGUUAUUCUUCGAUUGUGAUUUUUUUUUUGAACUAUUUGUAUAUAUUUAUAUAUAAAUCGAUUCUAUUUUGAAUGUUUUGUUUUGAAUGUCAAGCACCAUGUAGUCCUGAUCUGUGUAGUUAGUCCCCCCCAGAGCAUAUUGCCAUGUUUAUUCUUUGAAAUCAUCACCUUGAUUCAUGUUGUAUUCCAUCCUUAAGGUGUAGCCAUUUAUUUCCACUUGAUGUUUGAUUCUUUCAUUAGCCUUUUUUUCUUUUAGCCGUUUGUGAUGAAAUCUAUUGUUGUGGUCAUCCUGUGGUCAUUUCGUCUACCUGAUUAUCUUAAUCACAUUGCAGUGUACAUAUUUCUUCGCUUUUUUUUUUUGUCUAUGCUUGUGAACCAUUUUCCCCAUCAGUUUUUAUGUCUAUAUUUAUAUAAAUAUAUCUUGAAAUAUUCAACCUAUAAAUAUGCUAUGGGUUUUUUUUCAAUAAAUGUUUGUACUAAUUUUGAAUAGUGUCAUCCUAUAUAUAAUCACUGGUAGUAUCACAUGAUAUAACUUUGUAUGUAUGUAAACGGUAUUGAAUGCAAUGACUUAACAUAAAUUACUGUUACGAUUAAGUUAAUUAUAUGAUCCAUUUAUUUCAGUUCAAGUUUGAAAGUUUAUUUUAUUGUUAAAUAUUGUCAGGAGAUCGAUGCAGUUUUGAGAAACUCUUGUACAAUCAACUUUGAGCAUCAAAUGCUGUCAAUUAGUUAGAAAUGUGAUUUUCUUGAAUGCAGGUGUGCAGUUCAGAUCUGUCAGAGUCUUGAGGGCAGAACAGUUGGCAAGAAGACUCUUGUGGACUGGCUAGGGAAAACUGAGGUUCUGGGCGCUACCUUGGUGCUUGUCAGCGCGCAGGUAGCAGAGUCUUCUUCCUAAUUGCUUGGCCCUCAUUCUCUCUAUGUAUGGUUUGAUACAUCUUUUCACUAGUUGAAUACCGGUAAUAAAAACUGAAAUUGACAGCUGUCUACGUACAGGAUAAAUAAUUUCAAGAUUCGGUUUGGCAACUAUUCAGUAUCAUCUUAAAUAGGUGCAGGCCAUUAGUUUUUUUUGUUUUUUUUUUCACAUAGCAUUUUUUUUUUGCGUACUCAACUUCCAUGACCACAGCUGGACAGAAUGGCAUGAUAUAUGUUUGUGAUAUUUUCUUGUCUUUGUAUUUCUUUAGGUGAUAUUGGCCUCCCCAAUCUUUUUGAAAGCCUUGACUCAAGGUGAUACUGGCCUCCCCACCUUACUAAACAACAGUUUAGCAGUGAUACCUACUUACUAAUCUUAGUGCGUCACUGGUAACACAGUGAGGCUUUGUAUAUUUUCGAAGAAUUCAUGGUCACUUAGGUGAAUGUCAGCCAGCAAUGGUUUUUCUCAGCCUUGUAAACUUUUUCUUUUUUUUUUCCCAGAUGUUUAUGUCACUGUCUUGAAAUAAUCAGUCAAUCCAAGGUUGAUUUUCACAUGCUUUUCUUUACGGGAAUUGUCUGGACAGUUGGGCUUUAGUCAACCAAUAUCUGUGCUUAGAGUGUAUUGUCCUGCUAGACAGUGGUGUAAUAUUACAUCAGGUUCAAUGUCAUCAGGCCUAUUGUUUUAUUGGUUAGUUCAGUUUGGGUUAGGUAGAGACAUGGCCCAAGAUGUAAGAACAAAUGGUACUGAAGUCAUCUAUGAAAUGAUCAGUUUGGGCUCAGAGUGCAAGGGAUGGCUAGCAUUCUUCCAAAGUUCAAGGCCCAUCAGCUAUCAUCUCUUUUCAGCAGACUUUCCUCCUGGUAAGCUUGUGACAUAUGUCUCCUUUCUGUGUGUGUUUAGAUUUCAGAGUAACUUAGGGAUAUCUGUCAAAACUGUCUGUGUGUUUAAAUCACAGUGUUCUCUUCUGGCAUUGGUUGUCAUGUGGUUGGAAGUGACUUGCAGCCUUCUUAUAAGACACUCAAACACUUUCCAGCAGCUCUCUUGCAUUAUCACUCUCCACUAGGCUUUCAUUCAGAAGAUAGGACUCUUUCUACAGGAAUAUUGUAACUAUUGAUCAAAGUAACUAACUUUCACCUGAAAAUUUUUUUUCUCCCGAAAUUUCUCAAUGCUAAAAAUUGUGUUAAGUCACUUUAAGUCAUUCGAUAACUUUGGGAUGUCAGUCAUCUUGUCAUUAAGUCUUUAAAUGUUAGUCAGUCAUUGUGUCAUAGUUCAGUAUUUGCAGCUAUGUCUUUGAAUCCAAUUGCUCAAAACUUUUGACUGAAAUAAAUCAUUUGGACCCAGUAAAUCAAAAUUCUUGUCACAUUGUUUUAAUCCCAAGUUGAACAAAAUAAUUGUCUUAGGCAAGUGAGUUCAAUAAUCGCACUCUUUUACUGGUUACACAAUUUCCCUUCUGACACCACAUUAUGCCACAAUUUAAUAUUUGGAAUCUAUUUGGUUGAACAGGUUGUGUGAUUUAGUUUUGAAUCGACUUUUUGUGCUCUUUUCUUCUAAGUGGAGAUGUUUUCUUUUGUUUUUAUUUUGUUAUGUCAGUACUAAAUUUUAACUAAAGAAAAAUCUUUUCUUUCUUUUUCUCAUCCAAGCAGCAAGCAAUUGUUUCUUUACAUUCUACUCAGACUUAUACACAGGCUGUUGAUGUAUACUUCUUUGAGUUUUAUUUUUGUAUUUUGUUGUUUUUUGUGUUAAAUCUAGUUUUUUUUUGUUCUUUCACAUUUGAUGUGAAACUGUGAUGGUGCUCUAGACUUUUUUGCUAUGCACACAUUCAUGUCACUUACACAGCCCUUCUCUAUGUCAUAGCAAGACACUUUACAAUGAUGUGACUAAACGACUUGAAUUAAAACUUCCCUUGUUGAAACCAAGUCAUAAAACUUGAGCAUUCAGAGCAGUUACUUUUUGUUAUGCACACAUUCAUGUCACUUACACAGCCCUUCUCUAUGUCAUAGCAAGACACUUUACAAUGAUGUGACUAAACGACUUGAAUUAAAACUUCCCUUGUUGAAACCAAGUCAUAAAACUUGAGCAUUCAGAGCAGUUACUUUUUGCUAUGCACACAUUCAUGUCACUUACACAGCCCUUCUCUCUGUCAUAGCAAGACACUUUACAAUGAUGUGACUAAACGACUUGAAUUAAAACUUCCCUUGUUGAAACCAAGUCAUAAAACUUGAGCAUUCAGAGCAGUUACUUUUUGCUAUGCACACAUUCAUGUCACUUACACAGCCCUUCUCUCUGUCAUAGCAAGACACUUUACAAUGAUGUGACUAAACGACUUGAAUUAAAACUUCCCUUGUUGAAACCAAGUCAUAAAACUUGAGCAUUCAGAGCAGUUACUUUUUGUUAUGUCUUUUUAAACCACCAUUUGCAGUCCUUGCGAUCUAUGGGGCAGAUGAUGUAAAGGUCAUCUGUUUCACAGUUAAUGAGGGUGUCAUGUGGCCAGCACAGUAACCUAUUGCCUUUACUUUUCUCCAACCAAUGUCGGGUAACCAUUAGAGCUAGUUGGACUUGGACGUGCCCUAAAAUCUCGAAAUUCAAAAUCUCAGUCUUCACCAGGAUUCGAACCCGGAACCCUCGGUCUUUGAUGGCUUCCUUAAAAUGUUAGAUCCCCAUCUGUUCUUAAAACAGCACCAAGCAUUUUUAUGAAGGAUCUAUUACAGGCAGACAAAACAUUAUAGGCUAAUCACCAAGCAACACUUCUGUAAGGCACCAUAGAAUAUUUUCAGCUGUAACCAAACAGUUGGAGGUCAACUGUUUCUGUCUAGUUAUGUGGUCAGGCCAGUAUCAUCUUCUCUUGUCUUAUAUUCCUUUCAUCUCUUGGCUGCAGGUUCUCUUGUCAUGCACUGACCAGAUGUGAUAGUUGAUUGGGAUCAGGGUGAAAACUGUACAGUUUUUAUAGACACCUUAAAGCCCUUUUCAAAACUGUCUUAACUUUAUCUGUUUGGUUGUUUACUAGAGAGAUGCUUAAAGAAGGUUUUUGUAUGGUCAGUAUGUUCCCGUUGUUCUAGUUGAGAGAACCAAUCUCCUGGUUUGGAAACAAAUUAUUUCUACUCAAAGUCUGAUUUGUUUUAGUUUGCUGGAGUCUAAGAAACCAUUGUGUAUGUGUGUGUGUGUUGCAGGAUGUUUUAGUUUCCAGUUGUGAUACUAUUUAUCUGAGUUUUUAUUCAAAAUGUUAGUUUCUUUCUACCACUUUUUCUUGCUCCUACAAAACUCAAACUCUGAGAGACAUAUGAGAUACUAAUGGAGCUUUCACAAACCUGGACAUUGAAAAUGGGCUUUAAAAGUAAUAGAUAUUAUAUUCCCAGGCAAUGGAAGUUGUAUCAGACCAAAUCAUUGCUUAGUCAUUGGGUUCCAUAUUCAGUUGAGUUUUGUUUGCAGAUAAGGAUAAUGAGUAAUGUUAUUAGAGAGAGUGUUAGACUUAGUUUUUCAUGCUUAUGAAUUUAAUGUGACUGAAUUUUUUUUUUUUUUUUUUUUUUUUUGCAGUCACUGAAAAAAAACAACAAAAAAACAAUUGUAAUGUAAAGUUAUUUAAAAUGUUUACCAGUUUAACUUGGUUUUACCUUCUGUUUUGUCUGACAUGUAAAUAAUUAGAGAUGUUCAUGGUGUUUCUCAAGUGACUGAAUGCAGUGGUGCUUUCUUUGUCCAACAUCUUUCCAAUUAUUUUUUUUGUUUUUGUUUUUUUGAAUUUUGUGUUUGGGCCAAAUGGUUACUACUGGGCAGCAACUAGUUCAUCAAGACUUUGACCUGCAACAUCGUAUCAAAGAAUACAUUCUAUUGCUCAAUUCUAUACUAUAUAGAACUUCAUAUAGAACUAUAGAUUUGGAGUUUCUCUAUUUGUAUAUAUAUAUUUACUUGUAUAGUCCUAGCCCAUUUCUCAUCUCUUAGUGAAUUGCACUUUAAGACCAUUUUCUCUGUCAUAGUUGAAAGUUUUGCAUUUAAUACAAGGAAAAAAAAAAAAGCUGUUAAGUCACUGACACCUAAUACCAUAAAUGUUAAUGAAGUCUAUACAUUGUAUGCAUCUUUUUUUUUUUUAAAUAUAAUAUAACGCUUUUUUUGUUGUCAAUCUUAUGGGUUUUUGUUUCUUCCAUUUUCUGUGGCCACCAAUAGCAUUGUAUCUUAUGUACACUUUGGUUUGGUAGAAGUGUGAUGUGACACAGCUUGCUCCAUCCUUUAGAACAGGGGUUCUCAACCUGUGGGUCGUGACGCCCUUGGGGGUCGAUGUGACCAUUUGCCAGGGGGUCGCUUAAGACCAUCGAAAAUAUGGAUUGUUAUUGCCUACUCUUCUAUUGCUGUAUGUGUGUGUUGGAGGUGGGGGGGGGGGGUCGCGGCAGAGUGUGGGGUUAUAAAAAGGGGUCGCCGAGCUUAAAAGGUUGAGAACCGCUGCUUUAGAAUGACAUGUUGUAAGCAGCAAAGUCAAUGGAGAGUAAGGCUUAGUUCUAACACUAUUUAAUAUCUAGUAAGACAGAGGGGAAAUCUCAAUAGUGAGAAACAAUAUUUUGUAAACUUUGAUCAUUGAAGACUUUUCAAAAAUUAUUUAAACAAAAAAAGUUUAUGUUUAUUCUCAUGAAAAGUUGUGGAUAAUCUUCCAAAUGAUUAGAUCUUGAACUUGCUUCCUGUAGACUAUAGAACCAUUGUUUAGAGUCGAGUGACUAGUUGUGUGAGAAUGUCUUUUAUUUCUUGUGAAUGUACCAAUCAGUCUCUUUAAAACACUUAGAUUUGAACCCAUUGUUCUGUACAUAGUUCAUUCUACCGUUUUGUUGACCACAAAAUUGAGUAUUUAUCUAUUUAUACGUCUCUACCCUUACACUAUUUAUCUAGAUAUUCAUCUGGUAUUACAGUAACUGGACUGGUUGGGGGGGGGUGAGGAGGAGGAGUAUGUUGUUUUUGUGUGUCAUUAGUUUUGAAUUCAAGUCUCUCUCUCUCAUAUGUCCAUACACUAUGUGCCCAUAACUCUAAAAAAACUUUGUUGGAAAUUUAAUCCCAGUGACUUCCCUUUUCUUUCUAAGGAAAGAAUUUUUUUUUUUCAUUGGCCAACAUGGUACCAAUGUUCAACGCAUUUUUUUUUUGUUCCAGGAAUGGACUGUUCUAUCUAUCUAAUUAUCUUCUUAAACAACGAUCAUUUGAAAAAGAAUUUUUUUUUUUCUGAGUGUUGUGUCUUGCCUGUGACUUUAUUCUUUAGCCACAUUUGUUAAAGCUUUCUCUUUUGCCUGAUCAAGUUAGGAGAAUGAAUGAGAGUCAAGUCUUCAUGAAGCCUCUGUCAUUAGAGUUACAGCAACUGUCUGUAUGAUAAAAGGAGGGGGGGGGGAUAAAACUCUUUCAAAUUUGUUAAAUAUUUGAGUUUAAAAAAAACAAUAACUUGUCAUUGUAGCUCUUUGAUUUUUGUGAAUAUGUAAUUUUUCUAAAAAUGUACAUGAAAAUGUAUUUCAUUGGUUAGACUAAAAGAAAUCAGCACUCAUUUUUAAGCACUGAGUGUAAUGCCUUGGCUUAAAGUUUCCAAAAGCAAAUUCAAUUCUUUGCAUACUCUAAGAGACACUUGAGUGUAAAUAAGUGUGUAUAAUUGGGAUAAGAUUUCUAUUUCUCUCAGACUAAUGAAGUCAGAAACUUUCCUAGGAAUGUCAUAAUAAUGUGCAAAGUGUAUCAACUAAGGUCUGGCCACCUGCACAUAGAAUCUAGGUUGGACAUGUUGUCAGCUUGUUUUACGCAUAAGAUGAUUGUCAUGAGGAAGAUGUUUAGGUUGAAGCCACUAGAUCUAGUUUUUAAAGGAAUUCAGGUCUUGAACUAAAUCACUGCCAGUGUUUCAAGUGAGAUUAGAAUGUCGUCUGCUUGUUACAGACUUUGAUCUUUUAAAAAAAAUUUUUUUUUCUUGUUUCAACUCAGCACUCUGCUUUUGUUUCACUUAAACUUUGACCCCGGAUGAAAACCACCAAGAAUCUUGUUGCGCCAGUUUGCAAGCGAGUCUGUUGCAAAAGUUUGCUGUGAAUCGAAAUGGUUGUAUAUCUAGAAAUCUCAAUCUAAUUUUCCCUGUCAAAGCUGGCAGUCCACAAGUUCAUUUCAUCUUCCUGUUCAGUUCACCUGUGCUAGUUUUUUUUUUUUUUUUUUUUUAAUCCAAACAUUGUUAUUGUAGAAACUUUCAAUUGGUUAAAAUCAAGCUACAUUUGAACCUGUGUAGAAACUUUCAAUUGGUUAAAAUCAAGCUACAUUUGAACUUGUGUAGAAACUUUUAAUUGGUUAAAAUCAAGCUACAUUUGAACCUGUGUAGAAACUUUCAUUUGUUUAAAAUCAAGCUACAUUUGAACUUGCGUAGAAACUUUCAAUUGGUUAAAAUCAAGCUACAUUAGAACCUGUGUAGAAACUUUCAAUUGGUUAAAAUCAAUCUACGUUUGAACUUUUAUGGUAUAGUUUGUUUUUGGUUAUCUUCUUGUAAGAAUCUCUCUUUUUUUUUAAAUUGAAGUUAGGCCAAGUUAUUUAACAGUAAUAAUUUUUUUUUUUUAAAUAAAAGCACUAAAAACAUUUAAGUUAAACUAUCCUAGUCAUGUCAGCUUGCCCUGCUGAUUUGUUUUAAUGAAGAACUUUCUUUUGUCCCCUAAGUACAGAAUGUGCAUCUAUCAAGUUUUGAUUGCUUGGUCCAACUAGUACACUACAGUUACUAUUUCACACAUCUUUUUUAACCAGUGGUUCCCAAACUUUUUUCUUUCACGAAACGCUUUGCACAUUUCAAGCAUUUAGCGGAACACUUUGCUAAUUUUUAAUUUUUGGUGAGAGAUAAAUUCAUGUGUUGGUCUACUGGUUAGUGGAACACUUUGCUAAUUUUUGGUGAGAGAUUAAUUCAUGUGUUGGACUCUUAGUUAGUGGAAUACCCAUUCAGGCCUGGCGUAACAUGGUUUGGGAAACACUGGUUUAUAGGGAUAAAGUUUGAGGGAGAUUUGAUGUUAGAAAUAAUGAAAUAUAUAACGUAUAAAUAAUGUAUUACAUGAAUAAUUCUUUGAAAGCUGGGAAGGGUUUAGUUUUGACAGCUGUCAAUUUUUUUUUUCUUUAUAAUUUAUCCUUGAGAAUAUUUAAUGAUCCAACACUUCAGACUGAAGAGGCUUACACUGCACUUUGAUGGAUGUAGAUUUGUCUUACAUUUUUAAAUAUUUGAUUUUUUAUUUUAAAAUUGUAUGUCCUUUUUUUUUUUCUGUAAUUUUUGUGUGCAACAAGAAUUAUUUUGACUUGUUUUUUACUCUGGCUAAAUGUUAAAUUAGCAAUAUGCUACCAACUAAUGUAGAGACAGUUACAUGUCUGGCAUUACACAUUGUGCAGGAGGAAGUCACCUUGUGAUGGGAUGUCACACUAGAAAUACAAGUAUUGUAACAAUUUUAAACUUCUGUCAAUGUUUAAAUUUAAGAUUUUAAUAAAGAAGGGGAGGUUACUUUUUUUUUGUUUUAAAUUUCUGAUACCAAAGAAUGUCUGCUUUUGAAACUUCUUGAGUUGCUGCCCUUGAGACGUUUUUUUUUU
Molecule: messenger RNA, 14335 nt
Organism: Biomphalaria glabrata
Lineage: Eukaryota; Metazoa; Mollusca; Gastropoda; Planorbidae
Product: zinc finger transcription factor lin-29-like
Exons: 14
Coding region: 1088-2977 (629 amino acids)
Biological process (GO): regulation of transcription by RNA polymerase II
Cellular component (GO): nucleus
Molecular function (GO): DNA-binding transcription factor activity, RNA polymerase II-specific; RNA polymerase II cis-regulatory region sequence-specific DNA binding
Source: RefSeq, a predicted model, not a curated record